This is a messenger RNA of Myzus persicae (green peach aphid), 3348 nucleotides long. RefSeq names its product transcription factor SPT20 homolog. The coding region runs from base 352 to 3174 and encodes 940 amino acids. NCBI's taxonomy places the organism in Eukaryota, Metazoa, Arthropoda, Insecta, Hemiptera, Aphididae. Gene Ontology annotation, molecular function: zinc ion binding; protein binding. The record is from RefSeq and is a predicted model, not a curated record. The transcript has 9 exons. Gene Ontology annotation, cellular component: nucleus; PRC1 complex.
AUCGCUGCGCGACAGUCUUUCGCCGACGCCGCCGCUUAGACGCACUCUCAUUGCUGCCGACGCCACAGCGGUGGGGGAUUGUGCGUGCGCGUGUGCGACACAGCUAUAGCCUAUAGUAACAUUACGCUACUUCCAAGUUCCGAUACGCGCUACAACUGAUGAAAUAAAAAACAUUUUAUUAUCAUCAAUCAUACGGCCGUCGUCGGGUCUCAACGAAUUUUAUCAACGGACCGUCGUUUCUCGAUCAAGCGAAUCGCGUUUUCACAUCGUCGGAGAGUCGCUGAGUCUUGUGGACCCAAUUUUCUCGGCCGCCAGCUAAACUGGAGUAAGCUUACAUGAACAAGCUCAAAAAUGAGUGAGGCAUCGGCACAACAACAGCCUGCCACAGACGUACAACAAAUGCAACAAGCACAGCAGCAGCAACAGCAACAACAACAGCAACAACAACAGCAACAACAACAGCAACAACAACAGCAACAACAACAACAACAAAAUCAGCAGCAGCAGUCCCAACAAAACCAACAAGCACAACAAAUGCAACAGCCACAGCAAAUACAAGUUAUGAUUCAACAGCCUCAGGGACAGGUUGACAUGCAGCAACAACAGUCACAGCAACAACCUCAACAAGUUGCUGUCGCCUCAGGUCAGCAAACUAUAACUAUGCAGAUGUCGUCUGAUGGAUCUAAUGGAGGCACUGUGCAACUUCCUCAUUCAUCUGCUCCAAUGACAACUAUUGAGACAUCUGGUCAAAUGCAAAUUUCUUCUAUCCAACCACAGCAACAGCAACAGGGUCAAGUGCAAAUGACUAAUAUACAAGCUCAACAGUCAGGGCAAGUCCAACAACAACAUACUAUGCAGGCACAGACACCUACUCAACAGCAACAGCAGCAGACCCAAAUUCAACAGAUCAAUGACUGGAGUCAUGGACGUGUUCAGUUAAUUCAACAAGCUGGCCCUCAGUUUGUACAGUACAAUGCUCAAGGCCAAUUAAUCAUGCCUGGAACAAUGUUGCAACACCCUACUUCUGGUGCUAUACAAGUGAUUGCAGCUCCUAAUAAACAAUUCCAGUCACAACAGAUGCUCACCACAGCACAUGCACAUAAACAGGUAAUAUCACAAGGACAGGCAACGUCGUUUCCGACUGGAUAUGCUGCUAUACCAACCACUACUAACCAGACUCUUGUCAUCGGCCAGUUAGGGGUGAUAAGUAGUCAGCCAAAUAUGAAACAAAAUGAAAUGCAACAAACAUACACAAGCUGUGCCACUGGAAGAACUGUACAACAAAACGCUCAAACGAUGCAAUUUUCACCUUGGCAAUUUAAUGCAUCACUUCCUCAAGGACUCACUUGGGCUACACCACAACCUCAAGCACUAUUAACACAGAAUCAUCCAAUUUUCAUAAGAGGUGCACCACAGCAAGAUGGUCAACAACAACAAGUGCAAACUCCUAUGUUUAUACAAAGUCCUCCGCCUCAGCACCUUCAACAACACCAUGGCCAAACUAUGGUGCAAACAAGCGGUGGUGUUAUGCAAAAUAUUGGACAAAUGGUUAGUGGUACCACAACUACUACCAUUAAAUCACAACGAGCAGAUAUACAACCCAAAGUUAAUUCAACACCUAAUGGUAUGGGUAGUAACAGACAACUUUCUAUACUACCAUCAGGUCAUACUAUCCGCCCAAAUGCUACAAUUUCUACUCAAACCACUACGGGUAUACAGCAUUUAAACCAGAUGCAAAAAGCUCAACUUAAAGUUAGACCUAAGACUGGUGUCCGUCAAGGUUUUAGUAUCGCGCCUCAUAAAUCAGAUGCUGCUAAUCAAACAAAUCAAACCAAACCUCUUCAGUCACCUCAACAAACUAUGAACACCAACAAAAUGAUUUUGACAAGUUCUGGACAACUUGUGCCGCAAAUUCAACAACAACAACAACAGCAGCAAACUGUACAAGUACAGCAUUUACAACAGCAACAACAAGCUCAACAACAAAUUAAACUAGUAAGUAUGCAAUCCCCAAAUCAUCAAAUUGUAAGUAUGCAAUCACCUCAAGUUACAUAUCAGCAACAGCAAAUCAUCAAACCCACCUCAAACGUAAUGAGCAUGUCCAUGAAUUCUCCUCAAAAGAUACAUAUACAUCAGCUGCAGCAAGGCCAAGCUAUUGUUAGUAGCCAGCCUCAACAACAAAUCACUAUCCUUGAUCGCCCUGUUAUACCAGUUGUUUCAUGUGCCCCUCAGGCAUCAACACAAUCUCAGCUUCUAAUUUCACCCCAAAUUCACACAUCAGUUUCAUCGAUGCUUCCAGCAAUCAAACCAGAAGAAUCUCUUAAAACGUCCCCUGCUACCCAAAAUCUUGAAACAUCAGCUGUUGUGGUUUCAAUAGCAGAGAAUACUACUGAAACAACUGCAUCAGUUUCGUUACCAGUUAAUUCUAACGAAGACAACUCUAGAGAUAAAGGAUUGCCCAAAGCUUUAGUAAAACCACAAGUCUUGACCCAUGUUAUUGAAGGCUUUGUCAUACAAGAAGCUGAUCAACCAUUCCCAGUAAAUCGAUCCUGCACUAUAGCAGAUAUUUCCAAUAGUGCACAGGACAAGGAAAGCAUAAAAUUGGACGAAGAACCGCCAAAUAAAAAAAGUAAAACAGAUAAUAACAAUCAAGACAAAAUCAAAUGUGACUCUUGUGGAAAAUGUCAAGAAUUACAAAAAUUCAAAAUUAAAAAGAAAUCAAAACGCUUUUGUUCACAAGAAUGCUCAAAAAUAUUUGAAAAUAAUUCAAAAACUGGACAAACAGACAAAAAGAAUGGGAAAAAUUGGGAAUGUGAAAGCAAUGGUUCAGCUGGUGAUUCUAGCAAUACUGGCUCAUCACUUGAUUUGCCAAAUCGUAUGCAAAUUGAUGUUGACACUAAGGCAGAUGUGGCUCCCGAAUUGUGUCCUAUUAAUCCAUUGACAUGGACUGUAAAAGAUGUACGGAAAUUUAUUGGUCAACUUACGGAUAGUGAAGAAAUAGCGGCAGAUUUUGAAAGUCAUGAAAUUGAUGGUCAAGCUUUGAUGUUGCUCAAAGAAGAUCAUUUAAUAAGGGACAUGUCUAUGAAACUUGGACCAGCCUUAAAAAUAUUUGCUAAAUUGGAUGCCAUGCGUACUGAAAAUCCAGAACUUCAACCCCCAGCAACUUCUCAAUAAAAGACUGCAUGCACUCAUCAUACUCAAUUAUACUUUAUACAGUAUAUAUUUUUAUAUGGUUGAUUUUAACAUUUCCAAAUGUUAAAAUCUGUUUGAUAUGUAUGUACAAACUAAUGGCACUAAGACUUAUUAUAACCAUGUCAUUAGGGUACUCAAUUUUAUUUGUGGUUUCAC